GCUAUUAGUUUGUUCACUUGACGUUUGUGAUCCUAAAUUGGAUAAACAUGUUAGAAGAUGGAUGAAUGGUUCAAUUUAUAUUGUAGACACAUGUAUUUUAUAUUAUUUACCUAUCAUAUUCUUAUCGUCUUGUGGAUCCCUCUAUCCAUUAUUAACCCACCCAUGACCUAUUAGUCCUGAUGAGGCAGAGUAUUGGGUGCAAUGGAUAUUAUGGCAGUAUUAACAAUUCCAGUGGUGUAACUGUACUAAUGCACUCAUUUCUGACUAUAGGGUGUGAGACGGGACAGUAUCGCUGUGCAAAUGGGCGCUGCAUUCCUGGAAGCUGGAGAUGUGAUGGAACUGCUGACUGUUCAGACAACUCGGAUGAAAGUGGCUGUCCUCGAUCGACUUGCGACUUCAACCAGUUUCAGUGUGUGAAUGAUGGCGACUGCAUCCCCCAGUCGUGGGUCUGUGAUGAAGAAGAGGACUGCGAGGAUGGCUCCGAUGAACAGCACUGUCCUGGAAGGACCUGCUCCACUCAGCAGUUUACCUGCACCAAUGGCGUGUGCAUCCCAGGAGAGUACAGGUGUGAUCGUGUCAGUGACUGCUCGGAUGGAGCCGAUGAGAGGGGCUGCCAAUACCCCGUGUGUGCUCAGCUCACGUGUGCAAAUGGAGCCUGUUAUAAUCACAGCCAGCGCUGCGAUGGGCUGCUCAACUGCAGGGAUGCCUCAGAUGAAGCUAACUGCACUAACAGAUGUAACAGCAACCAGUUCCAGUGUGCCAAUGGAGAAUGCAUCCCUAAAACCUACCUCUGCGAUCACGACGACGACUGUGGUGAUCAGAGUGACGAGCGAAACUGCACUUAUCCAACUUGCAGUGGCAGCUACUUUACCUGUCCCAGUGGGCGCUGUAUUCACCAGAGCUGGCUUUGUGAUGGGGAUGAUGAUUGUGAAGACAAUACAGAUGAAACAGGAUGUGAAUUGUCCAAUCGAGAGUGUUAUCCUGGGGAGUGGCCGUGUCCCUCUAGCGGCCUGUGCAUCCCACUGGAGAAAGUGUGUGACGGACGUGAAGACUGCACUUUUGGUGAAGAUGAAACCAACACCACUGCAGGCAGGAAUUGCAGCAUUGCAAAUUGUGCAUCACUGAGCUGUGAACACAGAUGUCACCAGUCUCCUUCUGGAGGGAGCUGCUACUGCCCACUGGGAUUUGUACUUAACAACAAUGAUAGCCGCUCAUGUCGAGAUUUUGAUGACUGCAAGACUUGGGGUGUUUGUGACCAGCUUUGUGAAGACAGAAUUGGAAGUCACAGAUGCAGUUGUCUACCUGGAUAUGUCCUGGAACAGCACAGACACUGCCGAGCAAACACUUCAUCUGGAGUGCCAUCUUUGAUUUUCUCCAAUGGCCGGGAUCUGCUUAUGGGUGACAUCCACGGGCGCAGUCUCCGUACUUUGGUGCACUCCACAAACCGAGGGAUUGCUGUUGGAGUUGACUACCAUUAUCAGCUGAGAAGGAUCUUUUACUCCGACACCAUGCAAGAUAAGGUGUUUUCUGUUGAUGUUGACGGCUCCCGUGUCCAGGUGGUUUUAAAUGUAUCAGUUGACUAUCCUGUAAACCUAGCCGUGGACUGGAUAAACAAUAAAUUGUAUGUUGUGGAAGGAAGAGUGAACAGGAUAGACAUGGUGGAUUUAGAUGGGAGUAACCGAGUGACACUGAUUGCUGAAAGUCUGGGAAUUCCAACGGGAAUUGCUGUGGAUCCAACAGUAGGCUACUUGUUUUUUUCAGACUGGGAUAGCCUGAAUGGAGAGCCUGGCCUUGAGAGAGCCUUUAUGGAUGGGACAAAUCGCUACGAAUUGGUCAAAAGCAAACUGGGCUGGCCUGCUGGUGUAACCGUUGAUAUUGUGUCUCAGAGAGUCUACUGGGUGGACAGUCGUUACGAUUACGUUGAGACCGUUACUUAUGAUGGUCUCUACAGGAAAACUGUGAUAUAUGGCGGUUCAUUAAUACCCCACCCCUAUGGACUAAGCAUGUUUGAGCAUUAUGUCUAUUAUACUGACUGGACCAGGAUGGCAGUAAUGAGGGCUAAUAAAUUCUCUGAAAGCAGCCCACAAGUCAUCUUUCCUUCCCCUCUAACACCCUACGGUGUGACGGUCUACCAUUCCCUACGACAACCUUUUGUGAGAAAUCCUUGCGGCAAUAAUAAAGGAGGCUGCGAGCAGAUCUGCGUUCUGAGUCACAGGACAGACAACGAUGGUCUCGGAUACCGGUGUAAAUGUCGAAUGGGCUUUGACCUUCAUCCUGAUGGAAAACAUUGUGUUGCUCUCAGUCAGUUCCUGCUGUUUUCGUCCCAGUUGGCGAUACGUGGGAUACCCUUUAACCUCUCAACUCAGGAAGACGUUGUCCUGCCUAUUACUCACAGCCCUUCUUAUUUCGUGGGAGUCGAUUACAGCGCAGAAGAUGAGACCAUUUUCUUUUCGGACACAACAAGGGAUGUGAUUUAUAAACAGAAACUUGAUGGAACAGGCCGGGAAACCCUUGCAGCCAACAGGGUGGAGAGUGUAGAAGAUCUGGCUUAUGACUGGAUAUCGAAGAACCUGUACUGGACAGACCCUCGUUAUCGAUGCAUCUCGGUGAUGAAGCUUGCGGAUAAAUCCAGAAGAGCGAUUAUUCAGAACCUUAACAGCCCUCGGUCAAUAGUUGUGCAUCCUGAGAUUGGUUACAUAUUUUGGACUGAUUGGUUCCGUCCUGCCAAAAUCAUGAGAGCCUGGUGUGAUGGAUCUCACGCAUCGUCAAUUGUGAACACUACUCUAGGUUGGCCUAAUGGUCUAGCAAUUGAUUGGAGUGCUCUUCGCUUAUACUGGGUGGAUGCUUUCUUUGAUAAAAUUGAACACAGCACAUUUGGUGGUGCCGAUCGACGGACUCUUCCACGAAUUAACCAGAUGUCACAUCCUUUUGGCAUGACUAUAUUUGGAGCUUAUGCUUAUGUCACUGACUGGAGACUGGGUGGAAUAAUUCGUGUAAGAAAAACAGAUGGUGGAGAUGCGACCAUCAUACGGAGAGGAAUCAGCCGUAUAAUGCAUGUUAAAUCCUACAAUGCAAACUACCAGUCUGGCACCAACUACUGUAACCGACCAGCCAAUCCCAAUGGGGACUGCAGUCACUUUUGCUUCCCAGUACCCAAUUUCCAGAGAAUCUGUGGAUGCCCCUAUGGAAUGAAACUCUCCACCAAUCAGCAGACCUGUGUUGAUGAUCCUGAUAACCAGCCACCAAUCCCACAGUGUGGUGAAAAUUCCUUUCCUUGUUCCAACGGAAAAUGUGUGCCACAGCACUUCAGAUGUGAUGGGGUGGAUGACUGCCAUGACAACAGUGAUGAAGCCAACUGUGGAGUUCAAAAUAACACCUGUUCCCCAUCGGCCUUCACUUGCACUACUCGUCAGUGUAUCCCGCGUUCCUGGCAAUGUGACGGACAGAACGAUUGCUCCGAUGGGAGUGAUGAGCAGAAUUGCCCAACUCAUGAACCGGCCACUUGCACACCUAGCCAGUUCACCUGUGCCAAUCGACGCUGCAUCCCAAUUGUUUGGUUAUGUGACACAGACAACGACUGCGACGACGGAUCUGACGAAUUGAACUGUAAUUUUACCAGCACUUGCUAUCCGGGACAGUUCCAGUGUCCAGAUCAUCGCUGUAUCGAUCCCAGCUAUGCGUGUGAUGGCGACAGAGAUUGCGCGGAUGGCGCAGAUGAGCAAGGCUGCACCUACAACUGCACUGCAACUGAAUUCAAGUGUGCAAAUGGACACCAGUGCAUCAGCACCUUCUACCGCUGUGACGGGGUGUUCGACUGUAAUGAUCAAUCUGACGAGUCGGGCUGCCCAACUAGGAUGCCUGGAAUGUGUCACCACAAUUCCGAGUUUCAGUGUCAGUCAGAUGGCAGCUGCAUUCCUUCCAGCUGGGAAUGUGACCAACAUCCAGACUGUGACGAUGGCUCUGAUGAGCAUCAGGGCUGCCCCGUCAGAACCUGCCAUUCUUCCAUGUUUCACUGUGACAAUGGAAACUGCAUAUACAGUCGAUGGGUUUGUGAUGGGGACAAUGACUGCAGAGACAUGAGUGAUGAGAAGGACUGUCCAGCCCUGCCAUUCUCCUGCCUCAGUGGGCAGUGGCAGUGUCCAGGGCAGAGCAUCUGCAUCAACCUGACCAAAGUGUGUGAUAAUGUCCCCGACUGUCCCAAUGGAGCUGACGAGUCUCCUCUGUGCAAUCAGGAGAGCUGCGCAGACAAUAGCACCGGCUGUACCCACGGCUGCAUCCAGGGGCCCUUCGGAGCCCAGUGCACAUGUCCGACAGGAUACAGGCUGACCAAUGACUCGAGGACCUGUGAAGAUAUCGAUGAAUGUCAGCCGCCAGGAAUCUGCAGCCAGCAUUGCUUCAAUGAAAGGGGAUCAUUCAGGUGUCACUGCGAGGACGGCUAUGCGCUGGAAGGCGACCAGAGAACAUGCAAGGUGACAGGUACUCGGGAUACCCUGCUACUAGUUGCAAGCCGGAGCCAAAUAGUAUCUGACAAUAUCACAUCCCAACCAAAUGUCAUCGGUUUCCUGGUGCGAGAUGGAAGAAAUAUCGUGGCGAUUGACUUUGACUCGGUUACUGACAGAAUUUACUGGUCAGACACGACACAGGACAAAAUCUGGAGUGCCUACAAAAAUGGCACUGAAAGAACAGUUGUAUUCGACAGUGGCGUUACUGUGACAGAGAGCAUUGCAGUUGACUGGGUUGGAAGAAAUUUGUAUUGGACUGACUUUGUUCUUGAAACCAUCGAAGUGUCCAAAUUGGAUGGUAGUCAUCGGACUGUGCUGAUUAGUGAAAAUGUAACCAACCCCAGAGGGCUCAUUUUGGAUCCCAGAAAUGAUGCUCAUGUAAUGUUUUGGACGGACUGGGGAAGAAAUCCUCGAAUUGAAAGAGCCAGCAUGGAUGGGAAUAUGAGAACAACAAUAGUCAGCAAUAAGCUUUACUGGCCUAAUGGCUUGACAAUUGAUUACCCCAACAGAUUGCUGUACUUUGCAGAUGCUUACCUGGAUUUUAUUGACUACUGUGACUAUAAUGGCAACAACAGGAGACAGGUUCUAGCCAGUGAUUUGGUCCUCCAGCAUCCCCAUGCAAUAACAAUUUUUGAAGAUUAUGUAUAUUGGACCGACAGAUACACCCACCGUGUCAUUCGUGCCAAUAAAUGGCAUGGAGAGAAUCAAACGGUGAUGAUAUACAAUCUCCCGCAACCAAUGGGGAUAGUGGCUGUCCACUCUGCAAGACAACCUCCAGGGGUGAAUUAUUGCUCUAUGAGUCCAUGCACUCAUAUUUGUCUGCUUUCGUCAGUUGGACCGAGAUUUUACUCCUGUGCUUGUCCGUCUGGUUGGACCUUGGCUGCAGAUAUGAUCACCUGUGUUCGAGUUGAAGACCCGUUCCUUAUUGUUGUGAGAGAUAGUAUUAUCUAUGGAAUUUCACUGAAUCCACAAGACAAGAGCAACGAUGCAAUGGUUCCAAUCGUUGGUCUGCAGAAUGGAUACGAUGUUGACUUUGAUGACGUUGAGCAAAUGAUCUACUGGGUGGAGAAUCCAGGUGAAAUUCACAGAGUUAAAUCAGAUGGGACAAACCGGACUGAAUUUGCCCCCGCUGCCAUUCUUGGGACCCCUGUGGGUUUGGCUUUAGACUGGAUGACCAGGAAUCUUUACUAUACUAAUCCAGCAACUCAGUCCAUUGAGGUGCUUAAACUCACUGGGGAUGUAAAGUACAGGAAAACAGUGAUAACCAACAACGGACAGCCCACCGGUGCAGGGACACCCCUGGGCAUCGCUCUUGAUCCGGCCCGUGGGAGAAUGUACUGGACGGACCACGGCACUGAGAGUGGAGUUCCAGCUAAGGUGGCAGCUGCUGACAUGGAUGGCUCUAAUGCUCAAAUCCUUUUUACUACCAACUUGGAUCAUGUUGAAUUUAUCACCAUUGAUAUCAGGGAAAACAAGCUGUACUGGUCUGUCACUGCCAGUGGAGUGAUUGAAAGGGGAGAUCCCGAUGGAACAAAUCGAAUAACUGUUGUGAAUGGCCUUUCCCAUCCUUGGGGAAUUGCCUUGUAUGACACAUUCCUUUACUUCUCCGACCGGGACUAUGAAGUCAUUGAGCGAGUGGACAAGGCCACGGGUGCUAAUCGAGUGGUGAUGAGGGACAACGUGGCAGGUCUCAGGGUCCUAAAAGUUCAUUAUAGAGAUGAAUCUGCUGGAUCUUCUAAUGGCUGUAGUAACAAUUUAGGAAUCUGCCAACAGCUCUGCCUUCCUAGACCGAAUGGACUGUUCACAUGUGCUUGUGCGACGGGGUUCAAGCUGAACGCUGACAACAGGACCUGCUCCCCUUAUAAUUCCUAUGUUGUGAUCUCCAUGCUGUCUGCACUGAAAGGAUUCAGUCUUGAAGGGAGUGAUCAUUCAGAGGCAAUGGUGCCAGUAGCUGGAAGAGGCCGCAAUGCUUUACAUGUCGAUGUCCAUAUGCAAUCAGGAUUCAUUUACUGGUGUGACUUCAGCAGCAGUGUGGCAUCACAAAAUGGCAUCAGGAGGAUUAAACCAGAUGGCUCUUCCUUCAGAAAUAUUGUGACCUCGGGAAUUGGACAGAAUGGCAUCAGGGGAAUUGCUGUUGAUUGGGUAGCAGGAAAUCUUUAUUUCACCAAUGCCUUCUUAACUGAGACCUACAUAGAAGUUGUGCGCCUGAACACUAGCUACCGCCGGAUUCUCUUGAAGACCAUGGUGGACAUGCCUAGACACAUUGCAGUAGACCCCAAGAACAGAUACCUCUUCUGGGCAGACUAUGGUCAGAAUCCCAAGAUUGAACGUUCCUUCCUCGAUGGCACCAACAGGACUGUGCUUGUAUCGUCUGGAAUUCUCACACCUAGAGGUGUAGCUGUGGAUCAUCAAAAUGGGUUUGUUUAUUGGGUGGAUGACUCCUUAGAUAUGAUAGCCAGAAUACGUCCUGAAGGAGGAGAGACAGAGAUUAUUAGGUAUGGUAGUCGGUAUCCAACGCCUUAUGGAAUUACCAUUUUCCAGAAUACUAUGGUUUGGGUGGACAGAAAUUUAAAGAAGGUGUUUCAAGCAAGCAAGGAACCAGGAAACACGGAGCAGCCCUCAGUUAUCCGCGACAAUAUCAAUUACCUCAGGGAUGUCACCGUUUUCGACAGCCGUGCUCAAUCAACCUCACCUCAGGAUAUCAAUAACAACCCUUGUUUGGUAAGAAAUGGUGGUUGUUCCCAUUUUUGUUUUGCCAUUCCAAAUACUCCAACCAGAAAAUGUCUCUGUGGUUUUGGAAAUUUGGCUGCCGAUGGUAGUAGCUGUAUAGUGUCUCGGGAUGAUUACUUGAUCUACACCACAGAAGCUUCUGUCCGUAGCCUUCGUCUAGACCCAGAAGACCACAACCUUCCCUUCCCAGUAGUAAAUGUGCAGCGGACUGCAGUCGCACUGGACUACGACCGUGAUGACAACAGGCUCUAUUUUACUCAGAGCAUGGGAGUCGGGAGAAGCAGGAUCAGUUUUUUAACCCUCUCUUCUCCGACUUCUGCUGCCACUGUGAUUGCUUCAGAUUUGGGUUCUCCUGAUGGCAUCGCAUAUGAUUGGAUCAAUAAAAGGAUUUAUUAUAGCGACUACAUGAACCAGACUAUCAGUUCUAUGGCAAUUGAUGGGACCCAGCGCACUAUCAUAGCCAGAGUUCCACGACCCAGAGCUAUUAUGCUGGAUCCUUGUAGAGGGUACAUGUAUUGGACAGAUUGGGGCACCAAUGCCAAGAUAGAGCGUGCCACUUUGGGAGGGAAUUUCCGAACUGAAAUUGUGAACACCAGCCUUGUUUGGCCAAAUGGAUUGACUCUUGAUAUUGAGGAAGAGAGGCUCUACUGGGCAGACGCCAACUUGCAGAAGAUUGAGCGAUGCUCCCUAACUGGGUCAAACCGUGAAGUCAUUGUCAGUACAGCUAUCUAUCCCUUUGCAAUGACCAUAUAUGACGAACACAUUUACUGGACAGACUGGAGCCGAAGGAGCAUCUACAGAGCCAACAAGCAUGACGGAUCAGACCAGAUAAUCAUGGUGCAAAACAUCCCUCAUCGACCAAUGGACAUUCACGUCUUGUCGGCCAGCAAACAGAAUCAGUGUACUAACCCAUGUGACCAGUUUAAUGGAGGCUGUAGUCAUAUAUGUGCUCCAGGGCCUCAUGGAGCAGAGUGCCAAUGUCCAACGGAGGGUCGCUGGUAUCUGGCUGAUAACAAACACUGCAUUCAUGACAACGGCACAAGAUGCCAACCAGAUCAGUUCACCUGCAUGAAUGGACGUUGUAUCCGUGCUCAAUGGAAAUGUGACACUGAUAAUGACUGUGGCGAUGGAAGUGAUGAGCUGGAAAGAGUCUGCGCCUUUCACACCUGUGACCCAACAUUAUUCACAUGUGGAAAUGGCCGCUGUGUCCCGUACCAUUACCGCUGUGAUUACUACAACGACUGUGGGGAUAACAGCGAUGAGGCAGGCUGCUUGUUCCGUCCAUGUGAUGCCAACACAGAGUUCACCUGUAAUAAUGGCCGCUGCAUCGCCAAAGAAUACGUCUGCAAUGGGAUCAACAACUGCUAUGACAAUGGCACAACUGACGAGCGAAACUGUCCUGACCGUACCUGCCAACCUGAAUAUACCAAGUGCCAGACAACAAAUAUUUGCAUCCCUCGGCUGUACCUGUGUGAUGGUGACAAUGACUGUGGAGACAUGAGUGACGAGAGUCCCACACACUGCUCUACCACAACUUGCACUAACAGUGAAUUCCGCUGCUCCAGUGGACGUUGCAUCCCAGGUCACUGGUACUGUGAUGGAGGAACUGAUUGUGCAGAUGGCUCUGAUGAACCUUCAACAUGUGCUUCCCAUGUUCGGACUUGCUCGAGCGAUCAGUUCAAAUGUGAUGAUUCAAGGUGCAUUCCGGCUUCAUGGAUCUGUGAUGGUGACAAUGACUGUGGAGACAUGAGUGACGAGGACGAGAGGCACAACUGUGCCAACCGCACCUGUGCUCCAUCUGAAUUCACCUGCGUGAAUUAUCGGCCACCACAAAGAAAAUGUAUCCCCCAGUCCUGGGUGUGUGAUGGGGACGCUGACUGCGCUGACGCCUACGAUGAACAUCAGAACUGCACAAGAAGAUCUUGCUCAGAGACGGAAUUCACUUGUGACAACGGUUUGUGUAUCAGGAGUUCUUACAGGUGUGACCGGCGGAAUGACUGCGGAGACGGUAGUGAUGAACGUGGCUGUACGUAUUUACCGUGCUCCCAGCAACAGUUCACCUGCCAAAAUGGCCGCUGCAUCUCAAGAAGCUUUGUGUGCGAUGGGGAUAAUGACUGCGGAGAUGAGUCUGAUGAACAAGAGCAUCUCUGCCACACACCAGCGGCCACCUGUCCACCAUAUCAGUUCAGAUGUGACAAUGGAAACUGCAUUCAGAACAGCAAAGUCUGUGACAGGUCAGAUGACUGUGGGGACAACAGUGAUGAGAAGGGAUGUGGCAUCAAUGAAUGCACAGACCCUUCGAUGCACCACUGCGACCACAACUGUACAGACACUCCAACCAGCUUCCGGUGCAUGUGUCGACCUGGCUAUCGGCUCAUGUCUGACAACCGGACCUGUGAUGAUGUGGAUGAAUGUAACGAGUCACCCAGUGUGUGCAGUCAACUCUGUGAAAACACUGUGGGUUCUUACAUCUGCAAGUGUGCCCCGGGGUAUAUCAGGGAGCCCGAUGGAAGAAGAUGUCGACAGAACAGCAACAUUGCUCCUUACCUUAUUUUCAGCAAUCGCUACUACCUCCGGAAUCUCUCCACCGAUGGGUCAUCCUACUCGCUGAUCCUACAAGGUCUGACCAGCGUGGUGGCUAUGGAUUUUGACAGAGUGGACAAAAGGUUGUACUGGAUUGAUGUGACUAGGGGAGUCAUCGAAAGGAUGUUUCUAAAUGGCACCAAUAAAGAGACCAUCAUCUCAGGAAUUCGUCAUGGAGAGGGUCUGGCUGUUGAUUGGGUUGGCAGAAAACUAUACUGGGUGGACACUUACCUGGAUUGUCUGAAUGUGGCAGAGCUGGAUGGACGAUUUGUUAAAAAACUGGCACAACAUUGCAUAGAUCCCAACAAUACCUACUGCUUUGAAAACCCGAGAGGAGUUGUUGUGCAUCCGAAAUACGGAUUUGUGUUCUGGACUGACUGGGGAUAUAAAGCAUUCAUUGGACGAGUUGGAAUGGAUGGGACAAACAAAACAGUGAUUAUCUCAACAAAGAUCGAGUGGCCCAACGGCGUCACUAUUGACUACACAAAUGACAAACUCUACUGGGCUGACGCUCAUCUCAACUACAUUGAGUAUUCUGACCUAGAUGGAAAUCAUCGCCACGCUGUUUAUGACGGGACCCUACCACAUCCUUUUGCCAUCACUUUAUUUGAAGAUACAAUUUACUGGACAGACUGGAACACCCGAACAAUAGAGAAAGGAAACAAAUAUGACGGAUCAGGCCGGACAGCGCUAGCGAACACGACGCAGAGGCCUUUUGAUAUUCAUGUAUAUCACCCUUAUCGACAGCCAAUAGUAACUAACCCCUGUGGACUCAAUAAUGGAGGAUGCUCCCACUUAUGCUUAAUUAAAAAUGGAGGGCAGGGUUAUACCUGCGAAUGUCCAGACAACUUUGUCACAAUCCAGCUGGGUGGAGUAGCUCGCUGUCUCGCCAUGUGUUCCAGUACCCAGUACCGAUGUGCUGACAAUGAGAGGUGCAUCCCUAUAUGGUGGAAAUGCGAUGGUCAGCAAGACUGCAGGGAUGGAUCAGACGAACCUCCUACAUGUCCACACAGAUAUUGCCGCAUUGGGCAGUUCCAGUGCAAUGAUGGGAACUGCACUAGUCCUCAUGUCCUGUGUAACACUGUGCAAGACUGUCAUGAUGGCUCAGAUGAAGACACCAUACUCUGUGCAAAUCACCAGUGUGAAACCCAUCAGUGGCAGUGCAACAACAAGAAGUGCAUCCCAGAGGCGUGGCAGUGCGAUGGAGAAAAUGACUGCGGAGACAAUUCGGAUGAGGACAGUGCUCACUGCGCUAGCAGGACAUGCCAACCUGGACAGUUCAAGUGUAACAAUGGCCGCUGUAUUCCACAGACCUGGAAGUGUGAUGUGGAUGAUGAUUGCGGGGACAACUCAGAUGAACCUCACGAUGAGUGCAUGGGUCCUGCUUAUCGCUGUGAUAGCCACACCGAGUUUGACUGCCGGACAAACUACCGAUGCGUCCCUCUUUGGUCUGUUUGUAAUGGAUACGAUGACUGCCGGGACAACAGUGAUGAGCAAGGCUGUGAGGAGCUGACAUGCGAUCCUGUGGGAGAUUUUCGUUGUGACAACCACCGCUGCAUUCCCCUGAGGUGGAAAUGUGAUGGCGACAACGAUUGUGGUGAUGGCUCAGAUGAACGCAGCUGUGUUCCCCGAGAAUGUACGGAGAGUGAAUACCGGUGUGACAAUCUUCACUGCAUUCCCGGUCGCUGGGUGUGUGACCAUGAUAAUGACUGUGAAGACAAUUCAGAUGAGCGAGAUUGUGAGCUGCGGACUUGCCAUCCAGGCUACUUUCAGUGCACCAGCGGCCACUGUGUUUCAGAAAGGUUCAAAUGUGAUGGGAAUGCAGACUGUCGUGAUUUUUCAGAUGAACAGACAUGCCCCACUCGUUACCCUAACGGGACCUACUGUCCACCAUUCAUGUUUGAAUGCAGAAACCAUGUGUGUAUUCAGCCCUACUGGAAGUGUGACGGGGAUAACGACUGUGGGGACGGCUCAGAUGAAGAGCUCCAUCUCUGCUUGGAUGUCCCUUGUGAUCCUCCAUAUCGUUUCCGCUGCAGUAACAACCGCUGCGUCUACAGUCAUGAGUUAUGCAAUGGAGUGGAUGACUGUGGGGAUGGCAGUGAUGAAAAAGAGGAGCAUUGUAAAGCGCCAACGCAGGGGCCCUGCACUACAGAGGAGUUCAAGUGCACCAACACUCAUUGUGUUCUUCUGCAGUACGUGUGCGACAACUACGAUGACUGUGGAGAUCACUCCGAUGAACUUGGCUGCAAUCUUGGCACAGGACGCUCUUGUCACGAGAACAUCUGUGAGCAGAACUGUACAAACCUCAGUGAGGGCGGCUUCUUAUGUUCUUGCCGGCCUGGAUAUUCCCCAAGUGAAACCGACAGAAACUCCUGUGAUGAUAUCAAUGAAUGUGAGAUCUACGGAACAUGUCCUCAAGACUGCAAGAACUCCAAAGGCAGUUAUGAGUGCUUCUGUUCAGAGGGAUUCCGAUCCGUAGGUGAACAACAUGGCAUUGAAUGCGCAGCCACUGGAAAUCCGCCAGUGAUGCUUUUACCCGAUAGUGUCCGUAUCCGCAGAUAUAACCUUUCUUCAGAGCAGUACUCAGACUACGUUGAUGAUGAGGACCAUAUCAGGGCCUUGGAUUAUGACUGGGACCCAGAAGGAGAUGGCCUCAGCAUUGUCUACUGGACUGUAGGAGGACGUGGCUCACAGUUUGGGGUAAUCAAACGAGCUUACAUGACCACAUUUGAUGAUCGUGGCAGCAACCCAGUGAAAAAAGUGGAUCUGAACUUACGCUAUAUUUCAAACCCUAACGGCAUUGCUGUUGAUUGGGUUGGGAGGCACAUUUACUGGACUGAUGCUGGAACAAACAGAAUUGAAGUAGCCAAACUUGAUGGAAGAUACAAAAAAUGGUUGAUAUACUCAGAGCUGGAUCAGCCCGCUAUCGUUGUCAACCCAAAAGUUGGAACCAUGUACUGGACAGACUGGGGCAGACAGCCCAAAAUCGAAUCUGCUUGGAUGGAUGGACGAAACCGACUGGUCCUAGUGGAUGACGAUAUCGGCUGGCCCACUGGCCUCACUAUUGACUACUUAAAUGGAGAUCGGUUGUACUGGAGUGAUGCCAAAGACAACAUGAUAGAAUCCAUGAAGAGUGACGGGAGUGACAGAAAAAUAAUUAUCUCUGGAGACAUUGGCAACCCAUACAGCCUAGAUGUUUUUGAAGGACAUGUCUACUGGACAACUAAAGAAAGUGGAGAAGUCUGGAAAAAAAAUAAAUUUGGAAAUGGAGAAAAAGUCAAGGUGCUGACAAUAAACCCUUGGCUGACACAAGUCCGCAUCUACCAGGAACACAGAUACAACCGCACAGUGCCUAACAUUUGUAAAGAUGUCUGCAGUCACCUAUGUCUGCUGAGACCGGGUGGUUACACUUGUGCCUGUCCCCAGGGGUCCCAGUUUGUGACUGGAAGCCAGACGCAGUGUGAUGCAGCAAUUGAAGAUCCAGUAACAAUGCCUUUAGCUUGCCGAUGUAUGAAUGGAGGAACUUGUUAUACUGAUGAAGGAGGCCUUCCCAAGUGCAAGUGUCUUUAUGGCUAUUCUGGGGAUUACUGCCAAGUUGGAAAAUUACGAGGUGCCCCUGCAGGAACAGCUGUUGCCGUGUUCCUGGCUGUUAUUCUAAUCCUUAUCUUCGGCGCCCUGGCAGUUGGUGGAUUUCUGAAUUACAGACGAACUGGAAAACUAUUACCUUCUUUGCCUAAACUCCCAAGCCUAAGCAGCCUUGCCAAGUCCAGUGAAAAUACAAAUGGAGUGACGUUCAGGACUGGAGAUGAUGUAACAAUGGAUCUGGGACCUCCAGAAUUAAAUGGGGACUCCAGCAUCGACAAAGCAAUGCAGUUGGAUGAUAAGUUUGCUGUGGGCACAAGCAAAGAACCAGUGACGUAUGAUAAUCCCCUCUACUCGGUUGCAAUUGGAGACCCAGCAAUUAUUCAUGCCACCCAGGUAACUGUUAAUGUGACUACUGAUCGUACGGAGAAUAUUAAGGCUUCAGAUUCUCCUACAGCAGCAGAUGCUGGAAAAUCCCCAAGUGAAGAAACGUCCCAGGAAUCCAAGUGGAACUUCUUUAAAAGAAAACCGAAGCCAAGAACAAAUUUUGAAAAUCCUGUUUAUGCAGAAAUGGAAAAAGAGCAGGCUAAAAAGAAUCAGGAUGAAGAUGAGCCAUCGCCCUUUGCACCGCCAGCAAAAUCUCAAAAGAAAGAACGUCUGGCUGAAUUUACACCAACAGAGGACACCUUCAUAGACACAGCAAACCUGGUCAAAGAGGACAGUGACGUAUAACCGGGCCAGAAGAGACAAAGACUUUCCUUUGCACAAUAAUAUAUUUUUAUAUACAAUUCAACCCAAGCAAAUAUGUUCAGGAAUAUUUAGCUGAAACUCCAGCGAGUCUGAAAUCAGCCUGACCUACCGUAUGCCUUGAUAUGUUCCGUGUUCCUAUUCUCUUAUUUUUAUCAAUUUUUUUUUUUAUUUGUGUUGUAUUAUGUGAAUAUCUUUGCACUGAAACUGCUUAACAGAAUGUUAUAAAUAUGUUGUACAUUUGUAAAUUUUUAAAGAUUAUCUGUCAAUAACGGGGUCAUUGGAAAUAGAUUAUUUUCACAAUAGGGAUUUCUGAAUGGCAAGAUUUUCGUUAUAAAUCUAGUGAUGUAACAGACUGGGCAAUAUACACUAUAUGUGAUACUAGCGAUGCCUUCUUUAUAUACCUCAUUUUAAACUAAAAACAGAAAAACACUGGAUUUUUACUUUUAAUUGUGAUUCAUUUUAGAGAUGUAUGACAUAUGAAUUAGGAGGAGUCAAUAAUAACCCCUGCUUUAACGAUGGCUGGUCACAAAGUCCGGACCAAAUGAAUUAGCUGAACCUUUUAUUUAUAACACAAUGGAUUACUAAAGUGUGUAACACAAAGGUUUAUGGCGCUUUAAAUGGAUUGACCUAUUGGGUUACUUCAGGGUUAAAUGAUGCUGAACGUCUGUUUUUAAGUGUAAAACAAUAACUUCAGCCACAGACGGUGCAAAGGAUCCAGCUGGUCACUUCAACUAAUGCUUUAGUAGAGUGUCCUCAAGGUUUCUGUUUCUUUUACUAGCUGAAGACAGUGCAAAGGGUAACGCUGGUUAUAAAGCACCCCUUAUAUUUGACACGUGGAAGUCCCACAAUGCAACAAACACAAAUAUAUUAUACAGGGCAUUAAUAAAUGAUACGCUAACUCACCUCUAAUUAGAAAAGAGAUUCAAUGAGAGCAUAACCCCAGGACCCAGUCUGGGAAUGAUGUGAUAUACAAAGGUAAUAAAAUUUCAAAAAAAUAAUAAUAAUGAAAAUAGAAGAACAGAACACACUGAAUGAAAUCAGCUAACAAAUAGUUGAAUAUAAAAGCUGAGGUUCCACAUUUUCUGGUUUCAGACUUCCAGACAUGCAAAGUAUUUCAGUUCCUUUUAAUUCUUUUAUGGCGCUCGUCUCAGAAGACCUUGGAGUGCUUUCCAAAAAUAAAUCGAGCACUCCUUCAUAUUUUUAUCGCUUUUAAGUUGUCCACCACAUUUAUUCAUUUCAGUUUGUUCCCUUGAUAUUCUUGUGCUUCACUGGUGGCCUUGCAAAUUUCACUUCUUCUUCUUUGUUGGAGGAAACUGACUGGACGCUGCACACCGAUAUAUCGAGUGGCUCACGUGUCUGUUGGUGUGUAAAACUGGACGACACGGGGGGCAGCAUUUAGUCUCAGCUGACCUGUCCGUGUUUAAAUAUGUCUUCUGAUGUGUGCCACACCCAAAAAUGAAGAAGUGAAUUAAAUACGUGAAAUUGAUCAGUAAAUCAGAAUAACGCUUGCGAGGAACUUCUCCUGGAAAGCUGGACUUGGUGGCACUCAUUCAUACGAAUUAAAUAUUUUUAGAACUUUUCCCUUAUUACUUGUCAGGGUGGCCACACAGUUUUGCUUUUUUUUUCUUCAAUUUCCUGUCUGUUAUAAAUGGCCAAAAGCAUCAGAGUGCAUCCUUUAGCAUUCUUAUUUGCAACAUCCUUAGCUUAGCAAUUUUUCUUUUUUUUUGCACAGAUUAUGUUUUGUUUCAACUGAGAUUAAAUAAUUAUGUAAAUUCUACCAAAAUGUCGAGGUGGCAGGUGAGAAUAAUAACUUUCUUUGAAUGUGCCUAAGGUGUCUUUUAAGUAUAAAACGAAAACUGGAAUGAAAUUAUGCUGCUGAAAAAA
Molecule: messenger RNA, 16031 nt
Organism: Polypterus senegalus (gray bichir)
Lineage: Eukaryota; Metazoa; Chordata; Cladistia; Polypteriformes; Polypteridae
Gene: lrp2a
Product: low density lipoprotein receptor-related protein 2a
Molecular function (GO): protein binding; calcium ion binding
Source: RefSeq, a predicted model, not a curated record